Dicentrarchus labrax (European seabass) is the source of this 6508-nucleotide messenger RNA. RefSeq names its product neurotrophic tyrosine kinase, receptor, type 2b (gene ntrk2b). Gene Ontology annotation, biological process: positive regulation of kinase activity; trans-synaptic signaling by neuropeptide, modulating synaptic transmission; cellular response to brain-derived neurotrophic factor stimulus. The record is from RefSeq and is a predicted model, not a curated record. The transcript is spliced from 18 exons. Gene Ontology annotation, molecular function: brain-derived neurotrophic factor binding; ATP binding; brain-derived neurotrophic factor receptor activity. Bases 608 to 2995 code for a protein of 795 amino acids. Gene Ontology annotation, cellular component: signaling receptor complex; axon; plasma membrane. NCBI's taxonomy places the organism in Eukaryota, Metazoa, Chordata, Actinopteri, Moronidae.
UCAUCGCAACCAUCUCCCCUGUAAACCCAAUCCCGGUGAUGGCUGGAGGGGGGAGAUGCGCUCGUCCUCGGCGAUAAUCGAUAGACGCAUGCAGGUAGCCUUCCUCCCUACACGCGCAGCAUCACCACGCAUCCUUACUCCACUGUGCAGUCUCUCUUAUUUUCCUCCCCAUCACCACACAUAUGAGAAAUUGCUCGUGGGGGCCCCUUGCCUAUUGAUCUCUAAACAUCUGGAACACCUCAUAUUUGUUUUACAAGGCAGAGGCGAACAGUCUGUGCCCGAGAUAGAGGAGUGAGACAGCAGCAGCAGCAGCAGCAGCACCAGGACGGACCACUUGACACCUUGCUUCACGACAUCGAUAUGCAGUAGUGUGAUACCAGCUCUGCGGAGACGGGAAGGCCAGUCCAUGGCAUCUUGAUAUUAAAACCGUGGGCUCUGCGCAUUCCUCACCGACGGCGUAGUCUCUCUUUUUUUUCUUUUUUUUUUUUCUGCGGAGUCGAAAAGAUUAACUUGGCCAGAUAAAGGCGGCGAGGGAGGAAAUCUUAACAAUAAUUCAAUUUGACCAGAUUCUGUUUUGGGGGAUUCGUGGGAUAUCAGUGGACCUGCGAUGGACUCCAGCGCGGGGGAAUAUGGCAUGGCUCGUCUUGGAUUGUUUUUGGUUUUGAUGGGGCUGUGGAGAUUUAGCGAUGCUUGCCCCGCAUCCUGCACUUGCAGCAUCUCAAGGAUUAAUUGUAUUGAUUCUGUAGCAGGGAUCGAGGAUUUCCCUGUCCUCACGUUAGAUGACAUGGAAAACAUCACCGAGAUAUACAUUGCUAAUCAAAACAGACUGUUUGACAUCAGUGAAAACAGUCUGAGACACUACAUAAACCUCAGAAACCUAACAGUGAUAAAGACAAGGUUGACGUCUAUAUCACCAGAUGCAUUUUACAACAAUACAAGACUUCAAUAUGUAAAUCUCAGAGACAAUAACCUAUCGACGCUGUCAUGGAGAACAUUUCAGAACUUUAACACAUCAUUCCCGCUAAUACUGUCCGGUAACCCCCUGGACUGUGUUUGUGAAAACUUAUGGAUUAAACAGAGGCUCCUAGAAGAACCCGACAGUCAAGACCUGAAAUGCACAGACGAGAGAGGAGUGUCACAGGCUUUCAUCUCACUCACUCCACCAGACUGUGUGGUUCCCAAAGUAGAGGUCAACCCAAAAAACGUGACUAAGAUGCAGGGGAGUGAUGUGAAAGCUGUGUGCACCGCCUCAGGCUCCCCUUCUCCUGAGAUCCUGUGGAACCUUGAUUUACUCUCUACCCACACCGAGGUUGAAACUUCUGAUACGGAGAGCAGCCUCACCUUGUCAGACCUGUCUCCUGAUGAUAAUGGCAGGUUGAUCAUAUGCAGCGCGGAGAACAUAGUCGGUCAGACUGAGGCCACACUUCAGCUUAAUAUUCUCUUUGCCCCCACCAUCCAGCAGCUGCUGGAGCCAGAGCAGGACCACCACUGGUGCAUCCCCUUCAGCGUGACGGGGAACCCCAAGCCUGAGCUGCAGUGGUACCAUGAGAACGAGCCUCUCCGCGAGCAUGACUACAUCCGCACCAUGAUCCACGUGUUCACAGAGAGCGAGUACCACGGCUGCCUGCAGCUGGUCAACCCAACGCACAUCCACAACGGCGUGUACAGGCUGGUGGCGAAGAAUAAGUACGGCGAGGACGAGAAGAUGGUCUCAGCCCAGUUCAUUGAGCCACCACCCAUCGAACACGGAACAGAAGAUUCCAGAUACUACUACACUCCCGACACGCCACCCCCUCCUCUGGAUGACAGUGUUGCAGUGUAUGUAGUUGUGGGAAUCGCAGGAGUCGCCUUGACCGGCUGUGUUCUGAUGGUCAUCAUUCUGAAAUAUGGAAGAAACUCAAAGUUUGGUCUUAAAGGCUCCUCCUCAGUCAUCAGUAAUGACGAUGACUCUGCCAGCCCUCUUCAUCACGUCUCCAAUGGCAACAACACCCCGUCGUCCUCGGAGAUGGGUCCAGACGCAGUGAUGAUUGGGAUGACAAAGAUUCCUGUCAUUGAGAACCCACAGUACUUCCGCAACUCCGGCAGCAUGCUGAAAUCUGACACGUUCGUCCAGCACAUCAAGAGACACAACAUUGUUCUGAAGCGGGAGCUGGGAGAGGGAGCCUUUGGGAAGGUGUUUCUCGCUGAGUGCUACAACCUGACACCAGACCAGGAGAAGCUCCAUGUGGCAGUCAAGACUCUGAAAGAGGCCAACGAGAGCGGUCGAGCGGACUUCUACAGAGAGGCCGAGCUUCUCACCAACCUGCAACACGAACACAUCGUCACCUUCUACGGGGUGUGUGUGGAGAGUGACCCGCUCAUCAUGGUGUUUGAGUAUAUGAAACACGGGGACCUAAACAAGUUCCUCAGGUCCCACGGUCCUGAUGCAGUGCUAAUGGCAGACGGUCAACACAGCAUCCUGGUGGAGCUCACCCAGUCCCAGAUGCUGCACAUUGCCCAACAGAUUGCUGCUGGCAUGGUCUACCUGGCCUCCCAGCACUUUGUCCACAGAGACUUGGCAACCAGGAACUGCCUGGUCGGAGAAAACCUGCUGGUCAAGAUCGGAGAUUUUGGCAUGUCCAGAGACGUUUACAGCACAGAUUACUACAGAGUGGGCGGUCAUACGAUGCUGCCAAUCCGCUGGAUGCCCCCAGAGAGCAUCAUGUACCGACGGUUCACCACAGAGAGUGACGUGUGGAGCCUCGGCGUGGUGCUGUGGGAGAUCUUCACCUACGGCAAGCAGCCCUGGUACCAGCUCUCCAACAAUGAGGUCAUUGAGUGCAUCACCCAAGGCCGCGUGCUGCAGCGGCCACGCACCUGUCCUAAAGAGGUGUACGACCUGAUGCUGGGCUGCUGGCAGAGGGAGCCCUACAUGAGGCUGAACAUCAAGGAGAUCCACAGCAUGCUGCAGAGCCUCGCCAAGGCCUCGCCCGUGUACCUGGACAUACUGGGCUGAUGCGCCGGUGUUCUUGUAUGUACUUGGCGUGCAUGUGAGUGUGUGGACAUGUGAUUGUGUGUGUGUGUGUGUGUGUGUGUGUGUGUGUGUGUGUGUGUGUUUGUCUGCACAUGAUGAGACAGAGAGGAGGGGAGGAAAUGGAGGUUGUGCGACUGUGUGAGUGCCUGCGUCUGUGUACAGUACCCGGCUGUAAAUGUUGCUGUAAAUGCUAUCGUCUGUGUCCUCAUUACAUCGAGAAAAGCCUUAAAUUUUGAGUGAUUUUCUUUUGCUUUUCUUUUUCUUAUCCAUUUUGCAGAUGUUACUGAGGCAUGUUUCACUAAUGGAAACCAAAAUGCAUACAGGAUUAUGUAACUUUAUCCAAACCAUCAACACUCCUAUAUGUUAAAGGCAUAAAAAUAAAUGAAACCCAAUAAUCAGAAACAUUGAUUACUGGGUUAUUCUGUCUUCAUCGCAUUUAAUAAUCACCCUCCUGUAUUCCAUAUUUGCUGGAAAUGAACAAAGGGAAAAUAAUGUGUCUCCAUAAUGGACAGUGUAUGGACACAACUUUGUAGAUAGAGCUUUGUCUUCUUUGUCACACAGAGCAACAUAUUCUGCAGGAAGAUAAAAUUACUCAUCAAGUUACAGCUGAAGCUUUUUCUUUUAUAUAUCACAGACUAUUUUAAUAUUUGUAGAAUUUAUAAAUGUUGACGACAAUUGUUUCAUACCGAGCUGUUGAUUUAAAUCUGUGGUUUUUGAGUCGUGUACUGAAACAUUUGCUUGUUUGAAUUUUAAACGUACGUGUAUGGUAUUAUUGGUGAUGAGCGAGUACACUGCUAUCUGUAUCUGCUCACUAAAUGAUCUGUAUUUGUAGCUGUAUUGUGAAUGGGCGGGGCUUAACGCAGCGUGGGUGGGGCUUACACUUACAUAGGGGUUAAUUUGAAGCCUAAAAUUGAUAUGGGUUGAUAUUCAUUAAAAAACAUUGAGCAUUAGACCAAUGAGUUUGAUAAUAAGAGUAUGAUAAAAGUUGCUGUAUUCACGAUUACAAAUAUUGCCCCUAACCUUAACUCUCAUUGAUAAAAAGUACAUUAUCUGUACCUGAUGAUGAUUUCAGCCGAGUACUCGCUCAACGCUAAUUAUUAUACAAGUGUGUUUUGAAAAAAAAAAAAACAGUGUGAAACCCGUAUGGAUUCUUAUAGAUGCCUGUGUCUGUUACAUAUAACCUACUCUAGUCCACUGAGGGACUCCCCAAUGUAAAAUCAGUGUUGAGGUUGUAAAACGCAAGGGCACACAACAUUUUACACUGUUUUUUUUAAGAAAAAAUGUCAUCAUCAUUCGCCAUAUUUUAUGUAAAUAUCUGUUACACAAGCUCAUCUAUAUUUACAAAGUGGUGUUUUAAACGUCGUUGGAGUGCUCUACUCAUCUCACAGCCUUUUCCAUUUGAUGUAUCUAAAGCACAGAGAACGAGGACUCGGUGGUGUUGAGCUGUGCCAAAAAAAAAAAGAUGAGCACAGUUUGUUUUGUUUUAUUUUAUUUUAUUUUCAUUCACCAGCAAUGCCAUUUAGCAAAUCAUUGUUGUUCGGUGGCCCAUAUCUGUAAGUGAUGUGGUUUUGUAUGCAUCUCCGGAGGCAGGUUUUCUAAUGUUGUGAUGAGAUUGUGUUAACGGUUUGACAAAAGAAGAUGACUUUUUGGAUCUUCAUUAUUUUGCCUAAUUAUUUCUAGGAGGGAUUGGCAGGGCAUUUUGAUGCAGUUUACUGUGCACUGAUGUGGGUUAAAUAUAUUGAGGAUUUCUUUGUUUUCAGCACCUUGAUUUUGUAUGUACUAAAGUUGCUACUUGUUUAUUCGUCAUUUAUUUACAUUACAAGGGAGUACUUUAAAGAUCUGAUCUUUAAUUCUACACAGCAGACUAAGAGGCCGCAGUUAAAAGGGUUAAUUAAGAGUCUGAUUGGCCUUAAAGUGUCCCAGGGGUGCUUCCAUCUCUCUGAGCGGCCCCAGUCAGCCAGGUGGCGACUGAAACAGCUCCUCACUUCAGACUUAGGUAAAGCACAUUUGUACGGGCUGAGGACCCUGAAUGCUUCAAAAUUCUGUUGUUCGUUUGCCAAAAUUAUCUUCAAUAGUUUUGUUUUCCAGAGAUAAAAAAAAAAAGGCUAAAAUGUAAAAGCGUGGCGGUCCGAAUGUCUGGUAUAGACUUCUGUAUUCAUCUUUGCAAAAACAGCAGCUUCAUAAUAAACGUCACGUAUUUCCAUAUGGAGGCAUAAAGCAGAAGGCUCUUUGCUGAGACAAUAAGUUAUGUUAAGUGCACUUUGUAGCGUUACCUAACCCCCAAAUGCACAACCUGAGCGGCUGUGUUCAGCUCUCACCGCCUCGACCUCAACUGCACUUAAUAACAAAACAAAAACAUGUCACCCUCGCUUUAUGCUGGCCAUGACUGAAGCAAGUCCCAACCCUGACACACCGUCCCCUGAUGACGAUGGCCGUGUCCCUCUAUGUUUUUAUUACAGCGUUUGUCAGUUCUGUAUAAUAGUCAUAGUGUCUGCUGUACAUAACUUGCUGUCCAUUCUGUACAGUUCUGAUAUUUGUCUAUAUCAAUAGUAGGCUAUGUUUAAUAGUAUAAUCUGUUUUAAGCAGGUAUCAUGCCAAAACUGUGUGACAUCUAUUGAAGACAAUGUGUUAUGGGCCACUGGCAAUACAUACUAUAUGUAAAUACGAUUUUAUUUGUGCUACAUUGUAUAAUUUCUUUGUGCUCGUUCAUAAUACCAGUGAGAAUACAAUCCUUUUUUUGGCAACUUUUGAUCUGCAGAGGACUUUAUUUGAACAAUGUGUUUUUUUUUUCUCUCUCUGAAGAAAAAAAGGAGAAAAAAAAGAGAAAUGAUCUCCUCUUUCCUCUCCACUGUGAUGGGGAGCUUUACACAGAGGCUGUUUGAGAUGCUGUCUGUCUGCAGGAGGACCAUAGACUCUGGAUCUGAUUAAAACAUCAGGAUCUCUCCUAGGUCCCAGCAGACGUGUGGCCGAUGGCGAAAAGGGGCCAAAAACCCCACCACUCAACCUCUGACUGACUGUAGCCUAUUUUGAUCCUCUUUCAGAUGAAUAACUGUGACUUUGCAUCAUGAAUAGUAUAUUAUUUUGAAUGUAAUCUAGAAGGGUCGGGACCUUUUUUGAAUGUAAUCUAUCUUGAGGGGGAGGGGGGGUUAAGGAUUUUUUUGUAAAUAUAUGGUAAAAGAAAAAAAGAUGACAGUUUUCAUUCCUGUGCAGAUAACAAAUUUUACUUACUGUGUGAAUACAAAGAGAGAGCGUAUGUGUUCGUGUGUGUGACUAAUGUCUCCGAGAUGGUGGACAACAAGUAUGCAAGUGUGUGUGCCUGUUAGUGUGUAUGUGUGUGUGUGUGUGUGCUCUCCUGGCAGAUUUAAUCCUUCUUUAAUCAGCCAGUUCUAUCAAUCAAUUCAAUGCUUUGUGCAUCAUGUGAGUAGCUUAUCCACAAUUAAUGGAAAUGUUCCUUGUGAUACUGUGCAUUUAAUAAAGGUGGUAUGUCUUACAAUA